AUGGCGGCUAGGUACGCCACCACUGCAACGCUCUGCUUCUGGGUUUUCAUUUUCCUCUCAAUAUGCGUUAGCUUAAAGGCGGUGGAAAUUCCCACCAAACCAAUAGAGGAUGAAGCUGCGAAACAGUGGAAGGCGGCUAAAGAAGCUGCCGAAAGGGCUUUCGACCACGCAGCAGACAUAUCGGGUGCCUCAAAGAUUCUGGCCGCCAGAUCCGGAGUAGCAGCCCUCUUCCCGGCUGUCAUCUCUGCUGCCGCAUCGCUCGUCGUCCUCUACUGCAGCUGA
Messenger RNA from Spirodela intermedia, 282 nucleotides. Lineage: Eukaryota; Viridiplantae; Streptophyta; Magnoliopsida; Alismatales; Araceae. The record is from the annotation of a GenBank genome assembly.